Messenger RNA from Gastrolobium bilobum, 1480 nucleotides. Its product is annotated as protein phosphatase 2C 51-like. Lineage: Eukaryota; Viridiplantae; Streptophyta; Magnoliopsida; Fabales; Fabaceae. Gene Ontology annotation, biological process: protein dephosphorylation. Gene Ontology annotation, cellular component: cytosol; nucleus. Bases 134 to 1294 code for a protein of 386 amino acids. Gene Ontology annotation, molecular function: cation binding; protein serine/threonine phosphatase activity. The transcript has 3 exons. The record is from RefSeq and is a predicted model, not a curated record.
AUUCCACGCCUCUCAGAUCUCGCAAUCUCCCACUUUAUAUUUCCUCGUUCCGCUCUACGUCCGGCUUUUGCGUUUAUUUCUUUUAUUAUUUUGGUUCGUUUUUUUUUUUUGUUCGUUACAUGCAAAAACGACAAUGAAGAACUCAAAACGCCACUCGCCGCAGGCCGCAGCUCAGCGACGAGUAGCUUCUGAUUCCGUCGAGACCAUAACGAGACUCAAGAAUGCUCGCCGGAGAAGGCUCGAAUUCCGUCGAAUGAAGUAUACUUGCCAGGCGAGGAUCCACGUCGGAAAUGGCUCCGCCGGCGGAACUCAUCCACCGGAGGCGACAAAGGUCGUCGAUUGGGAGAAUGAGAAAAGAGAGAUUCACGAGUCCGUGGAGAUAUCGCUGUCGUUGGCGAUGUCUUCGCCGUCAUCGGAGGAGGAGGAUCGGUCAUCUGCCCGAAACGACGCGGUGUUAUCGUACGGUUCAGUGUCGAUGAUGGGGAGCAGGAAGGAGAUGGAGGAUGCGGUGAGCGUGGAGAUAGGGUUUGCGGCGAAGGAUAGAGCGAAGUGUGACUUCUUCGCGGUUUACGACGGUCACGGCGGAGCUCAGGUGGCGAAGGCGUGCCGGGAGCGGUUGCACCGGAUGGUGGCGGAGGAGGUGGAGAGGUGCGGGGUAAGGAGUGGGAAUGAGGUGAAAUGGGACUGGGAGGGAGUGAUGGAAGGGUGUUUUGUUAAAAUGGACAGAGAGGUAGCGGAUUAUGCGGCGGCGAAGACGGUGGGUUCCACGGCGGUUGUGGCCGUUGUGACGAUGGAAGAGGUGGUCGUGGCUAAUUGCGGUGAUUGUCGGGCGGUGAUGGGAAGAGGAGGUGAGGCCGUGAACUUGUCUAAUGAUCAUAAGCCCGACAGGCCUGAUGAGUUGAUGCGAAUCGAAGAGGCUGGUGGAAGGGUCAUAAACUGGAAUGGCCAUCGCGUUCUGGGUGUUCUUUCCACUUCGCGUUCUAUAGGAGAUCACUACCUUCGACCGUAUGUAAUAUCGAAACCAGAAGUCACAGUGACCAAGCGAACCAGCAAGGAUGAAUUUCUUAUCCUAGCAAGUGAUGGUUUGUGGGAUGUAAUAUCAAGUGAAGCUGCGUGCCAGGUUGUAAGGAAAUGCCUCAACGGCCAGAUUAGGAGAGUUUGCCACGGGGUUGGGAAUCAAACCCGUGCUGCGGAGGCUGCAGCCCUCUUGGCAGAGAUAGCAUUGGCAAAGGGAAGCAGAGAUAACACCAGUGUCAUUGUAGUCGAGCUAAGAGGAACAACAACAUCUAGUUGAAGCCUUAUUCUUCUUCUAUGUUUGCAGAGCAGCAGAGGCAUGUAUUUUAUUUUUUCAUUUACUACUAAUUUUUUCUGAUUUCUUUUAUUCCGUUGAGGUGGUGCUCGCUUAAUACCAUGAGAGAUUAUGUAUCAUAUAAUAAUUGAUACGGGAGUUGUUGAGUCAAAAAAUUGAGAUUUGAAACCA